Messenger RNA from Insectozyma verbasci, 675 nucleotides. The record is from the annotation of a GenBank genome assembly. Lineage: Eukaryota; Fungi; Ascomycota; Pichiomycetes; Serinales; Debaryomycetaceae.
AUGGCAGAUUUAUUAAGUGCAAUUGGUGAUAUUGUUUCAGCUGGUGUUGAUAUAGCAAGUAAAGGUGAAAAUGUUUUUGCUACAGUUACUUCAGAUGCUGCUGGUGUUUUCCAUACUGCUACUUCGGGAGUUGUUAUUGAAUUCAAAUCAAUUACUUCACAAGGUGGUGAAGGCUUUGCAAUUAUUACUUCAAGAGCUGAUGGUGUAAUUUCUACAAUUACUCAAGGUGCUUUAAGUGAAUUAUCAAUUCAAUCAGAUGAAGUUGCAAGUUUUAGAAGUUCAAUUAGUGAUGCUGAACAAACUGCAUCAAGUGGAACAGAAACUGAAAGUACUGGAUCUGCUUCAAGUGGUGCUAGCAUUGGUGCUGGUGCUGGUGCAGUUAGUGGAAGUUCAAGUACUGAAUCAAAUUCAUCUAAUUCAGAUGAUUCAUCCUCAUCAAGAUCAAGUAAUGAAUCAUCUUCAACAUCUGAUGCAUCAUCAUCAUCAUCAUCAAGAUCAAGUGAUGCAUCAUCUUCAGAAAGAUCAUCAUCAUCAUCUACUUCCUCAGGAUCAAGUUCUUCAUCAACUUCAACUGGUGGAUCAAGUUCAGGUGUUGUAAAAUUAGAUUCAUCGAAUUGGAAAAAAUCAAUGUUAUUCGGUUUAAUUGGUGGUUCAUUAUUAUUAACUUUUCUUUAG